AUGCAGAACCCCAACGCAGCGCAACACAGGCUGCAGCGUCGCUCGCCCGGCAUGGACCCCCCAGGCCCCCCUCCGCCCUCUGGUGUUCCGCAACGGCCAAUGUCACCAGCAAUGCAGCCACGGUCUUCUACUGCCUCGAGUAGAAGCGGUAGCUCUCGACGAAAUCAAUCCGGCGGCGGCUCGAAUAUGCCGCUGUCACAAAUAGAAAAAAGUGUUACUCAUCUGCUUGUCGCAACAAAGCAACUACUCGAGACAUUGACGCAAUGGUCACGCGGUGCGGCGACCGACACACAGGUGUCCGACGUCUACGUGAGGCUCGGUUACGAGUUUAAUAUGGCUUGUCGGGCAUUUACAGCCAUAAAUGUUGAUACCUCAGACCUCGGAAACGUCCCCGAGAACCUCAGGCACAUCCUGGAAUCAACACUGAGCCAAGAAGCAAGCACCGAGAGUUUGGAGAAAUACCUGCCACGGAUACGAGAUAUUAUCAUCAACCUUCUCCACGGCCUCAAGCGGAAACAGCAGAAACUACGGCAGAAACAAGCCAGAGAUAAGGAAGGCGGCGCAGCUUCCCCUGAUGACUCGAGCAUGGUCAGUCGAACCAUGAGCAGCAGUACCGCGGGUAGCUCUGGCACUGGCCUUACCACCUUGCUCAACGAAGGCUUGGACAAUAAUUACAACGGCGCUCGUGAUAGUUCAGGAUCUGGUCCAUCAGUUUCAAAUGGCUCUCCUGCACGCAAGAUUCAGGCUAGGGAACAGACUCUGUCGUCAAUAUCUUCGGAUCAGUCCUCGCUUUCGAGCACCACAAUGCAGAACAUACCAGUUCUGCCACCAUAUCCUGGAGACGAAUCGACCAUUCCUGCAGGCCCUCCGCCGCCGCAAAUCGACAUCGAUGCGUUCCCGCCGCCGCCGCCUCCUCCAAAAUCCCAGCAAAGCGCUCUCGCUGCCUUGCAGAGAGGAGGCGACCUGGAAAGAAGGGCGUCAAGGCGUUACUCUGCAUACCAAAUCUCAAAGCAUCUUGGCGCGCCCACCAAUGGCGUACCUAUGUUACCUUCGCAAAAUACUCCCAUACCGAACCGAGGACGUGGCGAGAUGCGCGAAUCGCUCCGCGCUGUCCAGGUCCGAGAAUCUAUGAGACACAACCGGAGUGGCUCAAGUCAGUCAAAGACAACACUCGAGCCCCCCUCGGUGGAAAUCCCGAGCACGGUCACCGAAGGUUCUUUCUCUUCAGGACAGGAUAAAUCCAGCCUUGAAUCGCCCCAGACUUCAUCUCCUGAUGAAAGGUUCAGGCCGAGUGCGACAGUUUCUGGUCCGUUGGCAGAUGAUUUCCCCAUCAGCCCCGAGUCUCCCGAAAAGACGAGACCGCCACCUAUUGUUGAAGUUACUCAGGCCAAGCCUGAACAGGUGCAGUCCCCGGAGCGACCAAAGACCCCACCACAGCAACAGCAAUCGACCAGUCUAAUUGAACAGUCUCCAGCGCUUGAUAAGGAGUUGACGCUCUUUCUACAAUACAAAUCUAAAGUCAAGAAGUUUGUUCUCCCAGAAGGCUACACAGGUCUUACAAUCGGGAAGUUGCAGCUCGCUUUUAUUGAAAAGUUUUCCUGGAAUACAGCACUGAAUGGCGCUGAUUUGCCUGAAAUCUACAUUCAGGAUCCAGUGUCCGGUGUUCGCCACGAACUGGAGGAUCUAUCAGACAUCAAGGAUCGAACGGUUCUUGCUCUGAAUAUCGAACCUCUGGAUGAAGUAAAAAAGCAUAUUGACGAGGGUAUUGGUGCUCUGAGAAAGGCUGUAGACGAAGUGAAACAGAAUGUCGAUGACCAUGGGACGGCCCUGCAGAGAGUGUCGGAUCGGCAAUUGGAAACGGCCAAGGAGAUGGCUCGCCUGGCAGCUGCGCCUCCAACGAUUAUAGAGAGCGCAAGUUCGAAAGCUACUGGACCUGGACCCAAGCUGAACCCGAACCAGCUCAGAGAACUGCAAAGUCUUCGCCGAGAUUUGGCCGUUAUGCGUCAGACGUACUCCAACUUCCAAACCGAAAUCCAAAGCUCCAUGUCUACACUGCGGAACAAGGCCAACAACGUCAAGGUCGCCGCAGCCAAGGCCUCUGUGCCCAGCUCGGAUGAUGGUUCUGGCCCCAUCUAUGUCAGUAAAGGUCGCAAGCAACUCAACACAGAUUCAGAUCGUCUUGUCACCAAGGUGGACGAUCUGCAAGAUCUUGUGGAGGAUCUCCGGAAAGAUGUGGUUCAUCGCGGUGUCCGGCCCAUGCCUCGCCAGCUCGAGGAUGUGUCCAAGGAUAUUCAGACGCUUACCAAUGAGCUGACCAAGGUCCGCGAGUAUAUGAAGCGGGAAAAGCCCAUUUGGACCAAGAUUUGGGAGAAGGAGCUGGAGGAUGUGUGCCAGGGCCGAGAUGAGCUCAAGGUUAUGGAAGAUCUCAUGGUUGACCUGCAAGAUGACCUUGAGAAGGCGUCUGAGACAUUUGCUCUUGUCGAACAAGCGACCAAGGAACAGAUGAAGGAAACCGCGCCUGCAGCACGUCAGCUCUCGAAGGGCCUACAUAACCUUGGAAAUACUGCCGACCCAAGCGCUGCAAAAGAAGGUGUCCUUGGUGAAGUGCGGGCACUCCAACCCAACCACGAAGAUAGGCUUGAAGCAAUCGAGAGAGCUGAGCGACUUCGCCAGAAAGAGCUUGAAAGCAGAUCAGACAAUCCGCUGAAGAAGGAGCUGGCCACAUUUGUUGGAGAAGGCAAACUGAAGAAGAGUGGAGGCUUUGAGGAGGUGGAGCGCGCAAGAAAGGCCAAGGAUGACAAAAUCAGACGUGAGGUUUGGGAAAGAAUGAAUGGUAUUGUGGCCGACGACGGAAUGGGCGAAGGGGAAGAGGAGGAGGAGGAAGAAGGCGAUAUGUUUGAUGAGGACGAUAUUGAUGGUGACGGCGAAGUGGCGGAGGAAGUAGAGGAUGAUGUCGCAAGCGAGGCCGCGGGCGACGAGAAGGCCCCGGAGCACGAAACCUCUGUGUAA
Molecule: messenger RNA, 3009 nt
Organism: Pestalotiopsis fici W106-1
Lineage: Eukaryota; Fungi; Ascomycota; Sordariomycetes; Amphisphaeriales; Sporocadaceae
Exons: 2
Coding region: 1-3009 (1002 amino acids)
Biological process (GO): establishment of cell polarity
Cellular component (GO): cytoplasm; cell tip
Molecular function (GO): cytoskeletal regulatory protein binding
Source: RefSeq, a predicted model, not a curated record